GUUUAUAAUCCUCAGCCUCGCAUGUAACUGACGCUCUGGCGGGCGGCAUUAAAUUCAUCGCUGUUACGUGCUCUCAUUCCCAUCUAAAUAAACAAGCACCGUACUGUGUCGCGACCUCAGAUCGGGAUCCUUUUCCAGACUCAUUUUCAGGGAGGAGGAAGGCAGCAGCUGGUGUGGUGAGGUUGUUUUUGCAGUGUCAUUAUAGGUGGUUAGUUUUGAAAGUUUUGAAUGUCUGAUAUCCGAAGUCGAAGCAGAAGCCCUAGGGAUCGUAGAUUCCGUACUCAACGGUAUUCUUACCGUGAUGCACCAUAUAGGCGAGAAUCACAUCUGGGUUUCAGCCAGAACAGUCUGUGCAAGAAUUGCAAAAGGCCAGGUCAUUUUGCUAGAGAGUGCACUAAUGUGGGAAUAUGUCAUAACUGUGGCCUUCCAGGGCAUAUAUCUUCAGAAUGUUCAACAAAUUCACUAUGUUGGAACUGCCGAGAACCAGGACAUAUGGCUAGCAACUGUCCGAAUGAAGGGAUCUGCCACACAUGCGGGAAAGCUGGGCAUCGUGCAAAAGAUUGCACUGCCCCACCAAUGCAACCCGGUGAUUUGAGGCUAUGCAACAACUGCUACAAGCAAGGUCACUUUGCGGCCGACUGCACGAACGAGAAGGCUUGCAAGAACUGCAGGAAAACUGGCCACCUGGCACGUGAUUGUCCGAAUGAUCCCGUGUGCAACCUGUGCAAUGUAUCUGGCCAUGUUGCCAGGGAGUGUAAAAAGGGUGGCUUAAUCGAAGACUGGGCUCGUGGGCCAACUCGCAGUAGUGCCGGCGGCGGAGGGUAUCGGGACAUUGUUUGUCGAAACUGUGAUCAGGUGGGCCAUAUGAGCCGGGAUUGUGUCGACAUAAUGAUCUGUCAAAACUGUGGGGGAAGAGGGCAUUUGUCUGUGGUCUGCCCAUCUGGAAGAUUUGUGGAACCUCGCUUUCCCAGGAGGUACUAAUUUGGUCUAAACUGUAUGUCGGCUCCAUUGUAAGUUAGGUCAUUAAAUCUUCUUAAUCUUGGCUCAUCAUGAGUACUUUUUUAAACACAGUUUUUUUAAGGGGUUGAAUCAAAACCUUUACUCAGAAUCCAAUACCGUGAGGCUUUAUUGUUAUUUAUUAUUCUGCUUGAAAAUUUGCCGGUUUUAUCAAAAGAUGAAAUUUUGAUAUGGGGACUGAGUUUAGGGCGCCAACCUUUGAAUUCUUUUAUUUGAUCAUUAUUAUUAUGAGGAAAUAUGUCUGUUUU
Cuscuta europaea is the source of this 1265-nucleotide messenger RNA. Lineage: Eukaryota; Viridiplantae; Streptophyta; Magnoliopsida; Solanales; Convolvulaceae. The record is from the annotation of a GenBank genome assembly.